This is a messenger RNA of Tarenaya hassleriana, 2376 nucleotides long. Its product is annotated as protein TIC 62, chloroplastic. The coding region runs from base 113 to 1912 and encodes 599 amino acids. The transcript is spliced from 15 exons. The record is from RefSeq and is a predicted model, not a curated record. NCBI's taxonomy places the organism in Eukaryota, Viridiplantae, Streptophyta, Magnoliopsida, Brassicales, Cleomaceae.
AAAAGAAAAGAAAAAGAAACGAUUUUCGAAGUCUCUUAUCUAAUCUCGGUGACAGAAAAAAAGGUUUUCCCGGUUCUGUCUUGGCGAAGGACACUUUGAAGUUUCUUAGACAAUGGAAGGAAUAUGUUCUUUCGGAGGACAGAUUCUUACAACAAUACCCAGUUCCUCAUCCUCUCUCCACAGAAAAGGGUUUCGUUUCCAAGGAUUCAAGGACAAUGCCAAUAAUCUUGUCAGAUUCUCAAGCUUGAGGAAUCACUCAGAUUCUGGAAAGUUAGGGUUUCUCGAUCUCAAGAUCAUAGCUUCAGGCCCAAUGAAAGCAAGCUCUGUAGCAACUGAAGCAAACCCUAAGAGUUCAGAUUCCAAAGACAGAGAUGUCGUCUUCGUUGCCGGUGCUACUGGUAAAGUUGGUUCUAGAACUGUGAGAGAGCUUCUGAAACUCGGUUUUCGGGUAAAAGCUGGAGUCCGAAGCACUCAGAAAGCACAAAGCCUCAUGCAAAGCGUCAAGGAGAUGAAUCUGCAGAACAAGAAUGAAGCAACUCAAUCUGUAGAAAAGCUCGAAAUUGUGGAAUGUGAUUUGGAGAAGAAGGAUUCGAUAGAACCCGCUCUCGGAAAUGCAUCCGUGGUUAUAUGCUGCAUCGGGGCUAGUGAGAAGGAAAUUUUCGAUAUCACGGGUCCUUACAGGAUCGACUUCCAGGCUACCAAGAACCUUGUUGAUGCAGCAAAAGCUGCAAAAGUUGACCACUUCCUUCUGGUAACAUCCUUGGGAACAAAUAAAUUCGGGUUCCCAGCCGCAGUUCUCAACCUCUUCUGGGGUGUUCUUUGCUGGAAGAGGAGAGCAGAAGAAGCACUUAUUGCUAGUGGUGUCCCUUACACUAUAGUGAGACCUGGAGGAAUGGAAAGACCAACUGAUGCAUACAAGGAAACUCAUAAUCUCACUCUUUCACUUGAAGAUACUUUGUUUGGAGGUCAGGUCUCGAAUCUCCAGGUUGCGGAAUUGCUCGCCUUUAUGGCGAAGAACCCUCAAAUUUCUUACUGUAAGAUUGUGGAAGCCAUUGCUGAAACAACCUCGCCAUUAACUCCCAUGGAAGAUCUUCUCAAGAGGGUUCCUUCGAAACGUCCUUAUAUUCCCCCACCAACGGAACAGGCUGCAGCUAAAUUGGCCGAGCCUGCGGCUUCCAAGACUGUAAAUCAAGAACCCGAAGCUCCGGCCGAGGAAGAAGCACCUCCCAUAGAAAAGCCUGUGGAAGCGAGGCCGCUUUCUCCUUACGCCACCUACGAAGAUCUUAAACCUCCAACGUCUCCCACUCCUUCAUCAACAAUCGAGUCACUUGGUCAAACAUCGAAAACCUUAGCAGAAGAAUCGGCGAAGCAAGUAGCCGAAACGAAAACUCGGCCUCUAUCGCCUUAUGCGUGUUAUGAUGAUCUGAAGCCACCCACAUCACCAUCUCCUUCAGCUUCAACCAGAAAGCUCGAUUCUUCGCCGGUUCCUAGCAUUUCUGAACCCGAAAAAAGUUUGAUUUCCGCACCGAGCCCGCAAAGAGCGAGGCCUCUCUCCCCUUAUGCAGCCUAUGCGGAUCUGAAACCGCCUACCUCUCCGAUUCCUACACCGUCGGGGACUUCAAAUUCCACACAAAACGCCUCAGAGUCCCUCGGAGGCAACGAUGUGGCCAAAACAGCCAUCACCAUUAAUGACACUGAACAGCUUUCUCAGAGUAACUCGCCUUUUGGAGCGUACGGGGAUCUGAAACCACCGAGUUCUCCCUCACCGACCUCCACAACUCUGUCUACGCCGCCGGAACCACCUGUUAACACUGUGCCUGAGACCUCAAAUCAAGAACAACCGGAUCAAACCAGUCCAAAGCCACGGCCUUUGUCGCCUUACGCAAUGCUGAGUUGGACUCUGAUGAGGUGAGGAGAGAGGUGAUUCAUCUCGUCCGAUGAGGCCACAAAGAAAGACGCGAAAGGGCGAGGAAAGAUUAUGAAGGUCCGAAUCCGUGGCGAGGACAAGGUGAAUGUCGAGGGGAUGAGCGGCGAGUCACUCACCGUUCUCAUCGGCCCCUUGCGACGCUGUCGAUCCCUUGCGGCCUCACCUCCUCGCCUCCUCCUCCCCUCCAGUUCGGGUACCCACGGGUGAUGAAUAAAUAAUCUCUGGCCAAAAACCAGAAUUCAAAUUUUCCGAACCGUACUCGUCCAGCCGUUAUUUCGGAUAUCUGAGUUGGGGAUAGGCCGGAUACUCUGAAAUUUCGAAUAUCCAGGGGCUUAUCCUCGCUCAAGAACAAGAUUCCGGGCGAUCCUUUUGCUUUGUCCUAUGAGAAUGCAAACACAACAAGAGAGAAAGUAAUGUCUCGUUUGUAUGUUUUCUAUGGAUGAUGACAA